Molecule: messenger RNA, 933 nt
Organism: Sardina pilchardus (European sardine)
Lineage: Eukaryota; Metazoa; Chordata; Actinopteri; Clupeiformes; Clupeidae
Product: olfactory receptor 52E2-like
Exons: 1
Coding region: 1-933 (310 amino acids)
Biological process (GO): G protein-coupled receptor signaling pathway; detection of chemical stimulus involved in sensory perception of smell
Cellular component (GO): membrane
Molecular function (GO): odorant binding; olfactory receptor activity; G protein-coupled receptor activity
Source: RefSeq, a predicted model, not a curated record
AUGGAAAACAUGUCCACUGUCAGUGACAUUCUUGUGCUGGAAGAAUUAGGACACCCUGAAUCAUUUGCAGAUCUUGUAUUUUACACUCUACUCUUUGUCUAUAUUGCACUGCUGAUAACCAACUUUUGUGUUCUUGUUAUCAUCAUUAGAGAGAAAAGCUUACACCAACCCAUGUACUUGUUAUUUUGCAACUUGUCAGUCAAUGAUGUCCUUAAUAACACAGUUAUACUACCUCAACUGUUGUUUGACAUGGUUACUAAAAACAGGUUGAUUUCUUAUAAUGCGUGUGCUUCACAGAUAUUUUUUAACCAUACGUUUGCCUCAGCAUCACACACUAUAUUGAUCAUAAUGGCUAUUGAUAGGUAUGUGGCUAUAUGCAAUCCACUGCGAUACAAUUCAAUAAUGACAGCUAAGGCAGUUGCAGUCUUGUCUGUAUCAGCCUGGGCUUUUGCCAUUGUAUUUGUCAGUGUACUAGUGGGCCUCACAUUCAGGUUGUCUCUCUGUAGAUCACGUAUUCCAAAUUUUUAUUGUAACAAUGCCUCUUUGUUCAAGUUAUCUUGUGAAGAUGUGUCUAUUAAUAAUAUCUAUGGACUGUUCUACACUGUGGUACUAUUGUCCUCCUCAAUGGGGACUAUUGCUGUCACAUACAUUAGAAUUGGUGUCAAAUGCCUGACUAAGAAAAAUGCAGAACUCAACAGCAAAGCCAUCCAAACAUGUACAAGUCAUUUAGUCUUGUAUCUGAUAUUGUUGUUCUCUGGAUUCAUUAUUGUUAUCAUGCAUCGGUUUCCAGAAGAUCGCUUUUUAAGAAAACUCAUGGCUAUCAUUUGUCUUGUUAUACCUGCCCAUUUGAAUCCAAUUAUUUAUGGACUACAGACUAAACAUUUAAAACUGAAAAUUUUGCAACUAUUUCAGAGGAAGAUAAGUCACAGUUAG